Molecule: messenger RNA, 1413 nt
Organism: Nerophis lumbriciformis (worm pipefish)
Lineage: Eukaryota; Metazoa; Chordata; Actinopteri; Syngnathiformes; Syngnathidae
Source: RefSeq, a predicted model, not a curated record
AUGAUUUAUCCUCCUGAAGGUUUAUUUUACAUCGAAAUGGAUCCAGCACCACCAGCUCUCCCUCCUAGAUCAACAAAGCCAGUGUCUUCCGCCAUGAACAAUAACUGCCUUUCCCCACAGUCCAACUCGCUACAGGAUGCUGAAUGGUACUGGGGAGAUGUUACUAGGGAUGAAGUAAACGAGAUGCUCCGAGACACACCUGAUGGCUCCUUCCUAGUUCGUGAUGCAUCCACAAAGCUGCAGGGGGACUUUACGCUGACUUUAAGGAAAGAUGGUCACAAUAAACUGAUCAAAAUUUACCACCGAGAUGGGAAGUAUGGCUUCUCAGACCCACUUACAUUCACUUCUGUGGUGGAGCUCAUUUGGCACUAUCAGCACCAUCCAUUAGUGGAGUACAACACCACAUUGGACCUGAUGCUCACACAUCCAGUGUCUCGCUUCCAACAGGUUAGUCAGAUGAAGGAGAACAGUGUGGAUGUCGCUGGAAGAAAACUCAAAGAGGUCCAUUGUCAGUAUCAGGAGAAAUCAAAGGAGUUUGAUCGUCUUUAUGAAGCGUUCACUAAGACUUCACAGGAGAUCCAAAUGAAGCAAACGGCAAUCGAGGCAUUCAACGAGACAAUGAUGAUUUUUGAGGAGCAGUGCCGUGAGCAGGAGCGCUACGGGGAAGAAUUUGAGAGAAACAAUCAAUCUGAGGGAGCUGACAAAGAUCUAGAGAGCUUUCUGAUAAACUACGAAAAACUGAAGUGCCGUCUCAGCGACAUCUAUGACAGCAAGAUCCAUCUUGAGGAAGACCUGCGAAACCAGGUAGAGGACUACAGGGAGACCGACAGAAAGAUCAACAUUUUGCGGCCAGACUUAAUCCAGCUCCGUAACAUCAGAGACCAGUACCUCAACUGGCUCAAUCACAAAGGUGUACGGCAGAAACGCAUAAACGACUGGCUUGGGAUACUUAAAGACAGCCUUGACGAUACCUACGUAUUGAAAGGUGACGAGAAGAAUUUACCACAUCAGGACGAGACAAGUUGGUUUGUCGGUGAACUGAGCAGGACACAGGCCGAAGAGAUGCUUCAGGGGAAAGCUCCUGGAACAUUCCUAAUCCGUGAGAGUAGCAAACAAGGCUGCUAUGCCUGCUCUGUUGUAGUGAACGAAGAAGUGAAGCACUGUAUGAUCUACAGCACGCCACACGGUUACGGCUUUGCUGAGCCAUACGACGUCCACUGUUCACUAAAAGACCUUGUCCUGCACUACCGCUUACACUCCUUAGUGCAACACAAUGACGCCCUGGAUGUUAGGCUGUCACAUCCUGUACACGCCAAAGCGCCCGCAAUGCCUUCACAACUUGCAGAGGAGCACAAACUCUUACAGACUCCCAAACAGACAGUGAGGCUCCCACCGGCUGCUCCAGAAAUGUAA